Fusarium mangiferae is the source of this 423-nucleotide messenger RNA. RefSeq lists its product as uncharacterized. The record is from RefSeq and is a predicted model, not a curated record. The transcript is spliced from 2 exons. Lineage: Eukaryota; Fungi; Ascomycota; Sordariomycetes; Hypocreales; Nectriaceae. Bases 1 to 423 code for a protein of 140 amino acids.
AUGAAUACUCCAAACAGAGCUGCCGUUGUACAUCCGCAAUACGACGCCCAGUCUACUCAGCAGUUACUCGCUCUUGUUCAACAUCUUCAGGUUACAUCGAGGACUAUGGCCAAGCAAACACCCGCAUCCGACCAGAAGAACAGUACCAUCGUCACCGAUAUUGGCGAUUAUCUCAUCCAGGCUGCGCAGGCAUGGGCACAGAUGACAGAUGCUCUGGUGGAAAGCCGGCAGGUUCAGCAAGCAGUGGUUGAUGCGCAUGAACAAGCCAUGGUCAACAAUCAUCUAUCCGAUCUUUCUACUGUCGUCUCUAUGGAUGUCGAUCUCACAAAGCUCUCCAAAAUCCGCGAUUUAACAGCGCAAUUCUCACGAGAUGUGAAUCAAGUUUGGCAGAAUGAUGCGCCGUGUCCAGGGAAAUCACCGUGA